Molecule: messenger RNA, 2505 nt
Organism: Patella vulgata (common limpet)
Lineage: Eukaryota; Metazoa; Mollusca; Gastropoda; Patellidae
Product: dedicator of cytokinesis protein 7
Exons: 21
Coding region: 1-2505 (834 amino acids)
Biological process (GO): small GTPase-mediated signal transduction; positive regulation of GTPase activity
Molecular function (GO): guanyl-nucleotide exchange factor activity
Source: RefSeq, a predicted model, not a curated record
AUGGCUUCUAUCGGCCAAAGAGCGUUUGCUCAGAAGCUGAAUAAACAUGCAGCCGCGGAUGUACGACGUCAGGUUUCAUCAACAGUAUCAUUUGGACAACCAGAAGUACCCAAGAGUCUCAGUGGAUUAAGUCUUGCUUCUGGCCAAACAGUUCCAAUAUCUGACGUCAUUGAUCCGCCAGAAUUUGAGGAUUUUGUUAUUCAGAAUCAAUGUAUGAUAGAACGAGAUCCUUUCCGGGAUUUACUGUUGUUUCCGGAAGAUGAUAUUGAGGUUCAUAGUGUGGGAAAAAGAUGUCGAACAAUAUCUCCUGUUAUCCCAGAACCAGGAGCCGACCAAGAUCCACACGUAGCCGACUGUAUUACACGAUAUACUUCAGAUUAUACAGUAGUUUCUAGAAAACAUCAAACAUACAGUUCAAGUUACUGUAGUAAAGAUCGUAUGGCCCACAGUGAUGGAAUGAUUUAUCAAGAUUAUGAAGUAGACAUAGAGGAUGCUCCAACACAGUUUGAAAGAGACAGUAAUAAACGCCACUCGAUCCAUAUGAACGAGACACCAAGAGGUAGUUGGGCCAGUAGUAUAUUUGAUCUCAAACAAUCACAGGCUGACGUCAUGCUGCCAAAUCUGUUCGAUAGAUCGACUCCCGAAACAGUCGAUAGAUAUAAUGAGAAUCAACGACAAGAAAAACGUCAGGAUAAUAUAUUUAGUCUUUAUCCACCACAAGAUGAGGAAGAGAUAAUUGAAAGAAGAACACCAGCUGAAGUUCCACGAGAACAUUUUGGUCACCGUAUUCUCGUCAAAUGUUUACAAUUAUCGUUGGAGAUGGAAGUUGAACCUAUUUUUGUUUCCAUGGCUUUAUACGAUGCUAGAGAAAAAAAAAAGAUAUCGGAAACAUUUCAUUUUGAUUUAAACUCGGAGAAUAUGAAGAGAUUAGUUAGUUUGCAUAUACCAUAUCAAGAUGUAUCAACAUUAAGUCGAGCCUGUACAUUCAGUAUAACGUACCCAUCACCAGAUGUAUUCCUAGUUGUUAGGCUAGAGAAAGUUUUACAACAAGGUGAUAUUAGUGAAUGUGCUGAACCAUAUAUGAAAGAAGAUAAAUCCGCAAAAGAAGAGAAAUAUCGUACCCAGGCCUCUCAGUUCUGUGAACGUCUGGGCUCGUACAGAAUGCCGUUUGCGUGGACAGCAAUUUAUCUAAUGAACAUAGUAACAGGGGGUGGAAGUUUAGAGAGAGAAAUGUCCGUCGACGUGCCAGAAAAAGAAACAUCAAGAGCAGCUUCCUUAGAUCGUAGAAGUGGUCAAUUUGGAAGUCAGUUCGAAGGAUUCCGUAAACGAUCUAAAGACGAUAUGUCUACGGGUCGUCGUGGAUCCAUGGAUCGGGGACGAGCUGGAUUUGAGAAGCGUAGAAGUUGGUCGCCUGAUACAUAUGGUGCCAGUCUUGAUAAUUUUAGACCAAUCACAUUGACCGUUUCAAGCUUUUUCAAACAGGAAUCAGAUAAAUUAAGUGAUGACGAUUUAUAUAAGUUUUUAGUGGAUUUAAAACGACCAUCGUCAGUUUUAAAAAGAGUUAAAUGUAUUCCAGCUGUAUUGAAGUUAGAUAUAUCACCGUGUCCUGAAGAAAUUAAAUAUUGUUUGACCCCUGACCUUCAUCGUGUCGAGCCGUAUCCAGAUGAUAAAGGUCGACCAACUAAAGAUAUUUUAGAGUUUCCGUCACGAGAAGUUUACGUUCCUGCUACUACUUAUAGGAAUCUUCUGUAUGUGUCUCCACGAUAUUUAAACUUUGCUAAUCGUCAAGGAUCAGCGAGAAAUCUGGCUGUCAAGGUUCAGCUGAUGAGUGGAGAGGAAGAGGCUCAUGCCUUACCGGUUGUAUUUGGAAAAUCAAGUUGUCCUGAAUUUGCUAGAGAAUCAUAUACAGCUGUUACUUAUCAUAACAAAUCGCCUGAUUUUUAUGAAGAGAUAAAGAUGAAGUUACCUGGAAGAUUAACAGAAGUUCAUCAUCUUUUGUUUACCUUUUAUCAUAUUAGUUGUCAAGUGAAGAAAAACGAACCAACACCUGUCGAAGUACCUGUUGGUUAUACGUGGUUACCGUUAAUGAGAGAUGGUCAAUUGGUUGUCGGUGAAUUUACUUUACCUGUAUCAAUAGAUAAGCCACCACCUCGAUAUUCUAUGUUACACCCUGAUGUUCAGUUGAAUAAUAUGAAAUGGGUUGAUAGUCACAAAGGUGUAUUUAAUGUAACAGUUAAUUCUGUUUCUACCAUUCAUCCUCAGGAUGAUUUCAUCAGUAAGUUUUUAAACCUGUCUCACUCUGCUAACGAACAGAAGUUACCCCCAAGAUUAACAGAAAUAACUUUUGAGAACGAGCUGAAGAGGAGUGUAAUGGAUUUAAUCAACGCUAAAGGCGAUUGUUUGGUUCAGUUUCUACAUUUAAUAUUAGAUAAGUUAUUAUAUCUGAUGGUACGACCUCCGGUUAUUGGCGGAAAUCUCAUUAAUAUAGGUCAGACAUGUUUAUAG